AUGACCGAACUGGCCCACGACGACGAAUGUGUUGUAUCAAAACCUGUGGAUGAGGAACAACUGUACUUUGAUACAAUCAUCGGAGCUCUUGAAGAAACCAUGAUGGAGGAGAGCUUUUCGACAAUGAUCGAUAAAUUUGCAGAGCAAAACUGUAAUAUAUUUGAAGAAGGAGAGGAAAACAAAUUAGAGUAUACAACACUCUUUGCGGAAUAUCAAGGAAUGAUUGAGAAAUAUUUGGAAACAUCUUUAAACGAAAAAAUUCAGAACUUUGAACUGAGCCGAUUUUUACGAGUUUUAGAGAAGGUUGAGCAACAGAAAAAAGAACAAACAACAAGCAAAGGACAGGAAGAAAGCAAUGAUGACGAGUGGGAAGAUAUUGAAGAGGGUGACAUGUCAGGAGAUGUGUUCGACAUGCUGUUGUCGUUCACUGAUUUUAUGGAGUUUAAAGAGCUAAUGCUUUCCUACAAAAAGCAAGAGUAUUUUAAAGACAAAUUUUCUGGGCUGUUGGUUGUGUCGAACGGCUCUAAAAAGUAA
Molecule: messenger RNA, 534 nt
Organism: Naegleria lovaniensis
Lineage: Eukaryota; Heterolobosea; Eutetramitea; Acrasida; Naegleriidae
Exons: 2
Coding region: 1-534 (177 amino acids)
Biological process (GO): maintenance of protein location in nucleus; positive regulation of tyrosine phosphorylation of STAT protein
Cellular component (GO): mitochondrial intermembrane space
Source: RefSeq, a predicted model, not a curated record